Molecule: messenger RNA, 2705 nt
Organism: Dermacentor albipictus
Lineage: Eukaryota; Metazoa; Arthropoda; Arachnida; Ixodida; Ixodidae
Product: sodium-dependent phosphate transport protein 2C-like
Biological process (GO): sodium-dependent phosphate transport
Cellular component (GO): membrane
Molecular function (GO): sodium:phosphate symporter activity
Source: RefSeq, a predicted model, not a curated record
AGACGAUCCGCUGCCGAAAUUAUUUAGGCUAUAGACGUUGCGUUAUUCUGCAGAAACGUACACCUGCGACACGCAUAGUCCGACUGCUGACACGGGCAUCGCAGGCCAUGGAAGAGAAGCCACUGAAUGCCGCAAACAACGCCACCGAGGUUGCGGAGCCCAGCGCUCCCGUUGAGACCAACAACGGUGACGCAGGCCAGCCUGCUGCGCCUGAUGACCGCAAGGUCGCGCAGCGAUCGCGUCUGAACUCCGUACCGGCGAGUCGUCGCAAGACCAAAAGGCGGAGCAAGUCGCCCCUCGAGACGGACCGUGUCGGGACUAUGAGCAAGCAGGACGUGCAGAUGGAUAAGGAGGAGAAAGGGCUUCUUUGUAGAACAAGUUUACCCCAGUCUUUGGAGUCGCCCAUGGAGACGUCCAAGUCAACAGCCGAGCCAACCAGAGAGGGAACCCCGACUCAGAGUCCGGUGCAAGCGGCUACAGUGCCGCAGCCUUCUGCGGCGCCAGAGCCCACGGCCGCGGCCGCCACCUCUUCCGAGCCGCAAGAGCAGGUUGAGAAACCUGACGAUGUCCGGGACGAAAAAGGUACGUCACCGUCGGGUCCUGCGAGCGACCGCGUGCAAGUUCGCAUCUCGGUACCCACCUCGUCCAUCCGGCACAUCAUGCUCCCAGGUGCAGACACUACGGUGCACUCGGCCACCGGCACGCUGGCGCACCUCGCCUGCCUAGUGCUGGCCAUCCUGACUUUCCUCGUGUCCCUCGACGUGCUCAGCUCGGCCUUCAAGCUGAUCAGCGGUCGCGCGGCAGGCCGCGCCUUCACCAACAGCAGCGUGUUGCGCAAUCCCGUGGUGGCCCUCAUGAUCGGCGUCCUGGUCACCGUCAUGGUGCAGAGCUCCUCCUCGUCAACCUCUAUCACCGUCUCCAUGGUUGGCUCUAACCUGCUGUCGGUGCGUAAUGCGGUGCCCAUCAUAAUGGGCGCCAACGUGGGCACCUCGGUGACCAACACCAUGAUCUCGCUGAUGCACGUCAAGCGUCGCGACGAGUUCCGCCGGGGAUUCGCCGCCGCCACCGUGCACGACAUCUUCAACUGGCUCACCGUGCUCGUCCUGCUGCCCAUAGAAGUGGCAUUCAACAUGCUCGAGAAACUCGCCGACUCGUUUGUGCACAUCGUCGACCGAGGCCAGCGACUGGAGACGUCAAACUACCUGAACGCCCUGACCAAGCCCUUCGCCAAACUUAUUGUUCAGCUCGACAGCAACGUCAUAAAAGACAUCGCCUUGGGCAAGGACAACAAUGGUACCGUCCUGAAGCAAUGCUGCCAGAAAAACGGCACUGAAUGUGUCGCCAAAUGCACGGCGCUGUUCAACUGGUUGAACAUGAGUGACGCGGCGACGGGAGCGUGUUGCUUCGCUCUUUCCGUGCUGACCAUCCUGCUCUGUUUCUUCGUCAUGGUCAAGGUGCUCACGGGACUCACGCAGAGCCACGUUGUCAAGGUGCUGACGGUGUGCGUGAACCGCGAGUACACUUUCCCGGCGUCGAUGCUGGUCGGCUACCUGUGCCUUCUGCUGGGCUGCCUGAUAACGUUCGUGUUCCAGAGCAGCUCGGCGUUCACGUCGGCGCUGUUGCCCUUCGCGGCGCUCGGCAUGCUCGACCUGGAGCGCGUGUAUCCGCUCACGCUGGGCUCCAACGUGGGCACCACGGCCACGGGGCUCGUGGCUGCCCUGGCCGGCAGCCCCGUCACUCGGCAGAACGCGCUGCAGAUCGCCCUGUGCCACACAUUCUUCAACGUCAUCGGCAUCCUGCUCUUCUAUCCGGUGCCGUUCUUCAGAGUACCGCUGUUCAUCGCGCGACGGCUGGGCGAGACAGGCGCCAAGUACCGCUGGUUCGUGCUCUUCUACCUGCUGCUGAUGUUCUGCGUCUUUCCGCUGGUGGCGCUACUGCUGUCGCUGCUCGGCGACGUGCCGUUCAGCAUCAUCACGGUCGUCUUCAUAACCGGCGUAAUUGUCACGACGCUCAUCAACGUGCUCCAGGAUAAAUGGCCUGACCUGCUGCCUGUGCUGCUCCAAAGUUGGGACUUCCUGCCCCAGUGGAUGCACUCGCUGGCGCCCGUAGACCGCUUCUUCAAGCGCUACUUGGAGCGCGUGCCUUUCUGCCAGGUCUUCCUCAAUGAGAUGUCCUUCAUCUCCGAACCUCACGCGAACCUUCCCGUCGACGGUCUCAACGAUUCUCCGUAGAGGCGCCCCGUCCUGGUUGCGUGGGCGCACGUUUCUAGACCCACUCAGUGUGCGCAACCUGAUUUAAUAACAGCAGAUUGCUUAUCGUCGAAUGAUACGACAGGCACACAGUUCUUUUUUAAGUCGUCAUUACGGGGAAGGCUACACGCAAACACACGUUCAAACGCAGUAUAGGCGUGUGUUUGAAGGCUCCCUAGCCUCUACGUAAGUGUUAUGCCACUUCUUUCCGAGUCUCAUGCUAACGUGAGUCGACACUAGACGAAACGCUGGCAAAGUGGCUUGGAAAGACAUUUAUGCAUCGUAUUGUCCCUUCAUUCCACAGCUGCAAAAAGGAAAGCGAUUAUAGACGAAGUAAGCAGUCAAGACGAGUUACGUUCCACAAACACCCGCGGUUUUUUGGGCAUCCACUCUCGAUGCUUUCCCGUCGGGUUCGUGCAGCAGCUGUUUAAAUGAAGGCUUCACUAAGACACGAUA